AUGUUCUUCUCCCUCCUCUACACCCUGCUCGCCGGCUUGGUGCUGGUUCUACCUGUGCUGCUGUACCUUCGGAACCCCUACCUGGUCCAGGAUGUGCGCUACUGCCUGUCGGUUCUGCAGCUGGCUCUGAGUCUGAACCGCUGUAAGAGGCGGAACCCGUGCUACACCAUCCUGGACCGCUUUCUGGACCUGGUGUCCAAACAUCCGCACAAACCUUUCCUGUAUUUCGAGGGAAGCUGCUUCACUUACAUCCAGGCGGACCGGGAGAGCAACAAGGCGGCCUGGGCCCUCCGGAACCGGGUCCGGAGCGGGGAUACGGUGGCUGUGUUCAUGGGGAACGAACCCCAGUUCGUGUGGCUGUGGCUCGGCCUGUCCAAACUGGGAUGUACGGCGGCUCUGCUCAACACCAACAUCCGUUCCAAGUCUCUGGUCCACUGCUUCAGCUGCUGUGACGCAAAGGUUCUGCUGGUGGGAGCAGAUCUACAGGGGGCUGUGGUGGAGGUCUUGCCCACCUUACAGUCUCUGGGGGUCCAAGUCUUGGUCCUGGGGGUGGACUGUGCAGUGGAGGGUCUCCACAGUCUGACUGGUUCCCUCAGUGAAUCUUCAGACCAGCCCGUCCCAGUGGAUCUUAGGUCCAAGAUAACCCUGAAGAGCCCAGCACUGUACAUCUACACCUCUGGAACCACAGGACUCCCCAAAGCCGCCGUCAUUAACUAUGAACGGCUGUGGAUGGCGUCUUUUCUGCAGCUCAUUGCCGGCGUUCGCUCUGAUGACAUCAUGUAUGUUUAUCUGCCUCUGUAUCACAGCGCUGCCUUCAUGAUGGGCCUGUGUGGAUCCAUAGAGAGAGGGAUCCCUGUGGUUCUGAGGCGUAAAUUCUCGGCCUCCCAGUUCUGGAACGACUGUCGGAAGUACAACGUGACUGUGAUUCAAUACAUCGGAGAGGUUAUGCGCUACCUGUGCAACGUCCCCAAGACAGAACAGGACAGGGAUCAUAAAGUCCGUUUGGCUCUGGGCAAUGGGAUCCGAACUGACACGUGGAACGAGUUCCUGCAGAGGUUCGGAAACAUUUCCAUUUGUGAAUGUUACGGAGCCACCGAGGGGAACAUUGGCUUCGUCAACUACGUGGGCAAAGUUGGAGCGAUCGGCAAAGAGAACUUUCUACACAAAAUGGGGAACCCCUACGCCCUGAUCAGCUAUGACACCGAGAAGGAGGAGCCGGUCCGAGACUCCAGAGGGUUCUGUGUCCGAGUCCCCACAGGGGAGACGGGGCUACUAGUGGGGCAGAUUUCAGCCAGAAGUCCGUUCAGUGGCUACUCCAAGAACAAGCAACAGACAGAGAAAAAAAUCCUGCGAGACGUGUUUGUGAAGGGAGACCAGUACUUCAACAGCGGAGACCUGCUAAGGAUCGACCGGCAGGGCUUCGUGUUCUUUCAGGACCGCAUCGGAGACACAUUCAGGUGGAAAGGAGAGAACGUGGCAACAACAGAGGUGGCUGAUCAUCUGCUGAUGGUCGACUGCAUUGAAGAGGCGAAUGUUUACGGUGUGAAGGUACCAGGACAUGAGGGCAGGAUUGGAAUGGCCUCAGUGAAACUCAAAGAGAACAUGGACUUUGACUGCACAGCUACGUACCAACAUGUGAAGAACCACCUGCCCAGCUACGCACGACCACGAUUCAUACGCGUCCAGGAUGCGUUGGAUGUGACGGGGACGUUCAAGCAGCUGAAGGGGAAGUUGGCGAAGGAAGGCUUCGACCCAGCGCUGAUCCAGGACCCUCUGUUCUACCUGGAUGACAGUCAGGGCUAUGUCCCCAUGAGCCGGGACAUAUUCGAUGCCAUCGCAGAGGGACGGCUCCGCCUUUGAACGAGCA
This is a messenger RNA of Sphaeramia orbicularis (orbiculate cardinalfish), 1867 nucleotides long. RefSeq names its product very long-chain acyl-CoA synthetase-like. Gene Ontology annotation, molecular function: long-chain fatty acid transmembrane transporter activity; long-chain fatty acid-CoA ligase activity. Bases 1 to 1860 code for a protein of 619 amino acids. Lineage: Eukaryota; Metazoa; Chordata; Actinopteri; Kurtiformes; Apogonidae. Gene Ontology annotation, cellular component: plasma membrane; endoplasmic reticulum membrane. The record is from RefSeq and is a predicted model, not a curated record. Gene Ontology annotation, biological process: long-chain fatty acid import into cell; long-chain fatty acid metabolic process. The transcript has 10 exons.